Molecule: messenger RNA, 5047 nt
Organism: Stegodyphus dumicola
Lineage: Eukaryota; Metazoa; Arthropoda; Arachnida; Araneae; Eresidae
Product: WW domain-containing transcription regulator protein 1-like
Biological process (GO): positive regulation of transcription by RNA polymerase II; hippo signaling
Cellular component (GO): cytoplasm; nucleus
Molecular function (GO): protein binding; transcription coactivator activity
Source: RefSeq, a predicted model, not a curated record
UCGGUAGAAGUUAGUUUUCGAAGAGUGUGUACAUACGUAAACGCAGGGGGAGGUAUGCUACGUUGCUGAGCCUUGAGCUGAGCUUUGUGGACAUUAAUCCUCUAAAGGCCACCCUCCUCUGUUAGGUGACGUCGCGUCGUCAGUUUUAAGACUUGUAAAGUGCCGAGAAACAUGUCCCAGCAACAGCAAGAUGUCAUCGAACAGAAAGGACCCAAUCAGGUGGUGCACAUUCGCAGUGAUAGUGAAACUAAAUUGGACGAACUCUUCAACGCCGUCAUCCACCCAAAGGAUUAUCAGGUACCUUUAACGGUUCCUAUGCGUCUUAGGAAUUUGCCGCCUUCGUUUUUUCAGCAACCCGAAAAAGGAUCGAAAUCUGCGUCACAUUCUCGGGAAUCCAGCGCUGAUGGUUCCAGUUACCCGCCCGGGGGUGGCUCGGAUACUCCGUCCCAGCCACAAACGCAGCAGCAACUACCGAGUGGAUUGCAGAUCAAUCAUCCUAGAGCACACUCGUCUCCUGCGUCUUUACAACAGGCUUAUAAUAAAAGUAUAUCUUCCUCCCAUCACCAGCAUCCACGGCAGAGGAGCUAUGGGGACCUGCUUGAUGAUGAUGAUAACACUCCCCUUCCUCUGGGGUGGGAAAAAGCAAAAACUUCUGCUGGCCAAACUUAUUUUUUGAAUCAUUUGACACAAACAACAACAUGGGUUGAUCCUCGUAAGAAGUUAAAUUCUGGAAGCAUUUCAGCUUCAGUGGAUAUGCAAAACAUAAAUGAUCUUCCAAAAGGCUGGGAAAGAGCCACCACACUCGAAGGAGAAGUUUAUUUUAUUAACCAUAUUGAUCGUACAACAAGCUGGUUAGAUCCUCGAAUACCUGCUCAUCUUCAAACACCGCCCACAGUCAGUUGCCCCACUCAGCAGUCUAUUUCUGCUUUACAGAACCCUUCUCAGGUACAGGCUAAUAACAGUGUCAAUCUUGUAAGACAUCUACCAACACAAAGUAUAAAACUGCCCCCUUCAAUUGCUGCUGCUGUGAGCUCUACUACUGGAAGCUUAAGUAAUCAGAUGAACAUACAACAGAGACAGCAAAACCUUCGUGUACAGAGCUUAGAAAUGGAGCGAGAGCAGUUGAGACUCCGACAACAAGAAAUUAUGCGCCAGCAGGAAAUGUUGUUGAGACAAAGUUUAGGAGAAAAGCUGUCUCUUGCAACUUCACCUACAGGCUCUACCCCUGAUCUUCCUCCAGUAUCCACCAGCCUGGAUUCCUUCUUGGAAGGAGGAACAGAUUUUCAUUCCCGCCAGGAGAGUGCUGAUAGUGGUUUGGGACUUGGCACAAAUUAUAGCCUCCCUCACACCCCUGAAGAUUUUCUUAGCAAUAUGGAUGAUGUGGAUGAUCGCCAAAGUAAUGAUUUAGGCUUAGACCUUCAAACAAAUUUGGACCUUGGUGAUGAUCAUAUGGAUACUGAUGAUUUAGUUCCAAGUUUACAAGAAGAACUGAAUGCAGAUAUACUUUCUGAUGUGGAAGCUUUGUUAGCAGCCAAUAAGGAUAGUGUACUGACUUGGCUAUGAGAUAAAAAAUAAUUAAAAAAAAAACAAGAAAAACAGUGCAUAGUGCAUAAUAUAUGAAGAAUAUAGAGAUAGCGAUGACAUGUGACUGUUUUGUUCAUUCGCUAGAUGGAGAACUUUUUGAAUGAAGAGGAUUGUUUUCGGAUGCUCUUAGUUGUUGCCCGGUAAAAGUUUUCUUGGCUACUGUACCAUUUUCUUUUCUGUUUUAAACUUGGUAGUGGUAUAGUGAUCAAAACUGUUAAUUAUUCUAAGUCUUGAUGAUUAUGUUGUAAUUAUUACUUCUUGAUUGCUUCAUGUAUAUUUUAAGUUAUCCAAGGAAACUUUUACUAGAUAUUUAGUCUUCCAAAUAAAGGAAUAGUAAUAUGGGAAAUUAGAUCAAAUGUUUGGGAUUGUUUUAAUUUUUACUUAUAUUAAAUAUAUUUUUGAAUUCGUUAAUAUUAUUUGAAUGUUGUUUUAAACACUUAUAUACUUUAUAACUUUAUAUAUUAUUUCUUUACAUCUUUCAUAAGAUGAGGAAAUUUGUCAUGAAAGUACAGGUGUCCCAUUUAUUCAUGUUACAUUAAAAUAUAUUAAACUUCUGAGCAAAUUUAACUUUUUAUGUGUACAUAGAAUACUAAAAUUUAUCAUAAAAUGCAUGUUUGGGAAAAUUACAAAUGAAAAGACAAUUGUUAAAAUCAAUCUGAAACUGCGUUUGAAGUGUAUUAUUAUUUUUUUGUGUGUAUAGUUUUGGUAUUGUUAAAGGAAAAUGUAAUUUAGAUUUGUACCCAGAAAUUUGUAAAUGAUGACCACCACACUUUUGCCCAGAAAUUUAAAUCAGGUGCAUUAUCAAAUGGUAAAAGUAUGUGUGUAGUACCUCUCUCUGUUUUUUUUUUUUUUUUUUUUUUUUUUUUUCUUUUUUCUUUCUUCUUUCUGUUUAGAGGCAUGAGUAUCUUUAUUUCUCCUUAGCUAAAAUAUUUUAUCUUCCUUUUCAGCAGUUUGUAUUAAAAAAAUACAUAAAAAAGUAUUUAGUUUAAGGGAGGGGAUGAAUUAAAUAAAUACAUCAUGUAAUAUUGUCUGAAAUCAAAAUUAUGAAUAUUUUUAUGGGGUACCUGUAUGAAUUCAAAUUAACCUGUAAAUUUAAGUAUAAGGGUAACUUUUUAUUAAUUCAAACUUUAUGCUUCAUUUUAUGUUGAGUAAAACAAAUCGUCUGUUCACAAAUAGUUUCUCUACUUUAAAAAAAUAUUUUAAAGAUAAAUUUAAAAUUAAACUCCUACGUCUCUUUUAUUUGGAAGACUAAAAAUUGAAAGGUGUUGGAAACAAGCAGUAUGACCAUUUGCUCACCAUCAAUAAGCUACAUGCUGUAUUUCUUCUAAGUUCCAUGUUUUCAUUUAUACAGAUUCAUCAUGGUUUUGUGCUCAAAACUCAGUGCCUUGUCUUUUUUUCAUACAUGCCACUGCUUUCAUCCAUCAUGCAUGUAUUUUAGCACAAAAAUUCAUGUAUUUUUGACCUGAAUUUUUUAAGCCAUAUGACAUUAAAGGAAUCACUUGAAAAUUUAAUUGAAGUCUGAAUGAAUUUUUCUCAUAAAUUUUGUAAUGUUAUUGACAUCAAAAUGAAUUUAGAAUAAUAUGCUUUGCAAUGUAUCAUGUAAAGAUAAAUUUUAAAAAAUUGUAUAAAUAAUAUUUGUGUUAAGGUUAUUGUAUAUUUAAUGUUUAUCUUCCACUUUGUUUGGAAUCCAUGAAAAAAAACUUUAUGUGCAUUUUUUACUAGGAAAUUAGUAAUUAGAAUAAAUUGUAAUUGUGUGCCAGCUCUUGUUUUAAACCAAAUUUAAAUCUUAUAAAUAUUUUAAAUUACUAAUUAUAAUAAAUGUUUCUUCUAGAAAAACACUACAAAAUUUUAUCUAUGGACUAGUUACCUUUUUUUAUUAGCAUAAAACUUACAUGUUUUUUUGUUUAUUUAUUUUUAGCUGUAUAUGUUUUAUGGUAAUUAAGUAUGUUAAUCAUGCUUAUUUCCCAAUAUUUUGUUUUCAUGUGUUUUUAUCUAAUUCAGAUCAAAGACUGGUUACAAAUUCAACUACUAAUGCAUUCUACAAAUUCAACUACUAAUGCAUUCUACAAAUUCAACUACUAAUGCAUUCGAAUGGAAAAACAAUCAAGUAUAUAGGAAAUUACAAAUACAAAAUAUAAGAACUAAUAGGAAAUAGACAAAGCAAUGUACAGUAAGAAAUGUAUUGUAUAUUUCUUUAUCAUACUUAGUAUAUUUUGUUAGGCAGGUUCUUAAAUAAUUGAAACAUUCUCUAUUAAAUUCGUAAAAAAUGUCAAUAUAAAAGAAAAAUGAGAGUUGGUACACAAGCUAAUUUGGUAAUUUAAUGAUCUGCUACCUUCCUCGGUAUGAAAAUUUCCAUGCACACUUGCACCCUGACAGCACAAGCAUCAGCAUGUAACUUUCAGUUACAUGGAGCAAGGUGCUCAUAUUAAUCAAGAGAGGCAUAUUAAAAAAAUACCCUUUUAUUUUCCUUAUUAUAUGUAUUAUAAAUAUUUUUUUUAUUAAUGUAAAAAUACCAUCAGUAAUAAGAAAUAAUCAUGAAUGUCUUUUAUCAAUUUAAAAAAAAAUUCCUAUGAAAUUUUUAAAUUAAAUUUUUUAUUAAAAAAUAAAUGCAAACUAUGAGAUUUCUUACUUUGCAGUGUAAAGACUCUUUUUUUUUUAAAUCAUAAAUGCCUCUCAAAGGGUAAGACUUACUACUUCUUGUUAAUCCUGCACUUUUGCACUGUGUGGCCACAUGCAAGAAGCAUUUGGUUAAGUCUAUAUUUACACCUUCUGCAUGUUUACUAAUUAUCAUCUGGAAUGUUCUAUUAGUGAACUUUAAAAAAUGAAUCAAAAUUCUGUGUGUUCUCUUUAACAUUUCAGAUAAGCAUUAAAUAUAGUUCCUUAACUUGUAUAAAAGUUGAUGGGAUAGAUUGUUACUGAAAAGCACAGCUUGUGAUUUCUGUGCCUUAGUAAUUAAGCAAUAUUGAGUGUGAUAAUAUAUUUAAAAUCACUAACAUUUAUAAACCACUUUUAUGAUGCCUUUUUUUCUAUGUAAAUUUUUUAAAAAAUCGUGUUGAGUGUACUGUUGUAAUGUAAUUGACAAAUCUAUUAUUGUUUGUGAAAGUUUUUAUGUAGUUACUCUUGCAUAAGCUAUUUAAUUCAACAGCUAAUUUAUAUAUUGUUCAUGAUCACAGUGUUUUAGCUGGAGAUUACUGAAAAUGCCUGAGAUAUUUAGUGGUUCAGAAUGAAAUGAAUAUUUUAAAAUUGCUAAUAUUUAGGUGUGAAAACUCACAUGAUUAAAUCAAAAGCACUAUUGAUAUACAACCCUGUUUCAUGUUUUUGCUAAAUUUAAAGAAAUUUUAAUAAAUUCUGUUAUGUCUGUCCAGUGUAACUAGUUAUCAUCUUCCUAGUUCAUCAGUGGAAAACAGAAGUUUUCAUGUACUAAAAAAAUGCAUGUUAUUUACAAUAAAAACUGUUCAUCAAA